AUGUCUCGCAACUUCCACCCCGUCAACACCAACUUCCCCUCCACCACUACUCUCACCGCAGACCCCGACAUCAUUCCCUCCCCUGAAGACAACAGAAAUAAUUAUACCAGUACCCAGUCCUAUUUCUGUCGCCAAGACGUGUCCACCAAUCCCACCUUCAACAGCAACGAUCAAGCCCUCCUGGAUAACUGCUCCAACAUUGACGUCUCACAGCUCGUCACUGAGGCAAACUGCUUCUGGGGCAGUCGUUCAUCGACGCUCCCCAAGAAUGAGGGAUAUCCAUCAGUUGAAGAAUACCCAUCCACAUACCUGAUGGGUAAUCAUGGCCAUGGUUAUGCUGAUGAAAACAUGCACGAGACAUCCGCGCCAUACGGUCCGUGCGACCAUCUCCAGGUGGCUGGGGCAGGAAUGGACAUGGAAAUGAGAAUGACCGGAAACGUAAUGGGGAAAGUGGAUGAAACGUAUGAGGCCAACCAAGCAGCCAUGCUUGCUGCGCUGGGCAUGACUCACCUCGACGAGGGAGUAUCUCAUGCAGCGGACGACGACGCAAAGACUUCGUCGUCUGUUACGGUUGACGAUGAUCCCGAGUGGAAGGAGUGGAAGAAAUGGAAGGAGAGAGAGGCGAACGGGGGAGUUAGAUUACCUCCGGAAGAGAGGAUGAACCAAGCAGAUGUUGCUGCUUGGUUGGGUAUGGACUCUAAGGAGGAACAUGGUGUCUUCCAAACCCAAGAGGAAGAUGAUUAUGACGAAGAUGAGACCAUAUCUUACGUAUCCGACGAUGACAUGAUGGAGAUGGAAGAAGGGAUGGAAGAUGAUGAGGUGGUUGUCAACGUGGUCGAGGGCCCUUCAAGACAGGUCCUUAUCAGUUCGCAGACAGGAGCUCAUGCUGAGUAUGAUACAGCCAGCUUUGGGUGUGACUUCGAAGAGCAAGAAGAGCAAGAAGACAGCGAGGAGCAAGAGAACGAAGAAAGAUGGGGCGGAGACGGACAACCUCCUCCCUCCCUCUUUCCUCGCUUCUACUCCGACAACGCUGAAACAGGGCUUAUCAUCGAGCUGUCCUCAGCCGAUAGUGACGCCGAAGAGACCAUGUCGGACCCGUCUCCCUCCUCAUUAUCGUCCUCCUCAUCCUCCUCACCAUCAGAAACGCCCCUCCAACCCCACCUCCAAGAAGCAUACGCCCUCCCCUGGACCACCUCACCAUCCAACACCAGCACUAUCACCAGCACCACCAGCACCCCAACAGAUACAUCACCAGUCCCAACACCCUUCCAACCAGAUCCUCACCCUCACCCUCACCCUCACCCAACCACCCAGCACUACCUCCCACCACCAUCAUCACAAACAACACCCCCCUUCACCCUCCUCACGGACCUCCACACCCACCUCACACACACCCCCCAGCACCGCGCCUCGCACCUGCGCAACCUAGCCAGCGAAAUCUCCAACACGAUGUACUUCGUCAACAGCCACACAAUCUCCGGGGACUUCAGCGCGGAGGACGCAGCCCCCGUAGACCGGGUGAUGCGAAUCGUGCGCGAAGGGGAGUUGAAGAUGCGGUACCAGGAGCGGUAUGAGCGGCAGAAGGGGAAACUGGUGAAGCGGGAGAGGAGGGUGGCGGAGCGGGAGGACCGGGUGAGCAAGAGGGAGGAGAUGGUGAGUCGGAGGGAGAUGGGGGUUGCGGGAUGGUGGGAGGUGUGGAGGGAGAGGGGAAGGGAGGUGUGGGAGGGGGUGGAAGGGGAGAUGAUGGGUACUAUGGAGGGGAAUGGGUAUAGGAGGAAUGGGAUGGAUACGUUGCAGAGGACGGUUAGGGUUACGAGGGAGGUGGUGAGGAGGAUGGAUCGGAUCGUUGAUGAGGGUGAGGUUGAUGGUGAUGGUGAUGUUGAAGGGGGCGUUGAGGUUAGGGGUGCAUAUAAGAUUGAUUACAAUUGCGAUGACGACAUUGUUGGAAGUACAUCCUACAGAAUAGAGAUAUGUAACCCCCCACAAAGGUCAUCGGCCAGCUGA
Messenger RNA from Aspergillus niger, 2004 nucleotides. RefSeq lists its product as uncharacterized. NCBI's taxonomy places the organism in Eukaryota, Fungi, Ascomycota, Eurotiomycetes, Eurotiales, Aspergillaceae. The transcript is spliced from 3 exons. The record is from RefSeq and is a predicted model, not a curated record. The coding region runs from base 1 to 2004 and encodes 667 amino acids.